GGUUGCUGAGCGUGGGGGCGGCAGGAGCGCGGAGCGAUCACGGAACGAGCGGAGUUCGCAGCUGCCGGGUCUUUCCGGGCGGGGCUGUGGGGUCGCCCGGUCCCUCCCCCGAGAGCCUCGCCUCGGGCUCCUCAGCGGCGAUGCCUGGUGCCAGCUAUGAGCGCCGGUUAUUUCAUCACUUUCAAAUUAACGGAAGAAUUUCAUUUUUAAUUUCAUCACGGGAACUCUGGCGACUUGUAUUACCUCCGGUUUACAGGCGAAACAAUUGAACCGAGAGCUCAGGAAACCCGCCUAAAGUUUCCCAUGCAGUAAAAGAGCAGGGAUUUGAUAUUUUUCUUUUUUCUCUUUCCUUUCCUCCUCUUUCUCUCUUUUCUUUUGUUUUCUUUCCUGUUAAAGAAGUCUCCCUGUUGUGCCCAGGCUGGAAGAGCUCACUGCAGUCUCGAACUCCCAGGCCCCAGCGAGCCUCCGGCCUAGCCUUUUCACAGUAGCUGGGACCACAGGCGCGGCCACCACUCCCAGCUCGUUGUUUUCUUUUCCUUCUUUAUUUUACUUAUUUAUUUAUUUGGCCUGUUGCCCAGGCUGGAGUGCAGUGGCGCGAUCUCGGCUCACUACAACCUCCGCCUCCCUGGUUCAAGCGAUUCUCCUUCCUCAGCCUCCCUAGUAGCUGGGAUUAUAGGCAUGUGCCAUCACACCCGGGAACUUUUUGUAUUUUUAGUAGAGACAGGGUUUCACCAUAUUGGCCAGGCCGAUCUAAAACUCUGUUCUCAAGUGGUCCUCCCGCCUCGGCCUUCCAAAGUGCUGGGAUUACAGGCGUGGGCCACUGCACAUGGCCUGUUUCAUUUUUCUUUUUUGGUAGAGACAGGAAUCUCGAACUCCAGAGUGUAAGCGAUCGCCCUGCCUCAGCCUCCCAAUGUCCAGGGAUCACAGGCGUGAGUCUUCAGGCCGGCCAGAGGAAAGAUUUAAACCAAGUGAUGGCUCAGGAAGCAAUGGAAUAUGAUCUUCAGGAACAGUUAAAUUAUGCUGCAGAACAGCCAGCUCCUGCUGACAUGGCUAGCAGCCAAGGGGGACCAGCCCUCCUCCAGCUUGUUCCUGCUGAUGUGCUCAGCAGCCAAAGGGGACCACCUGUCCUCCAGCCAUCUCCUGCUGAAGUGGUCAGUAGCCAAGGGGAACCAGUCCUGCUCCAGCCUGCUCCUGCUGAAGUGACCAAUAGCCAAGCAAGACCACCCCUGCUCCAUCCUUCUGCUGAAUUAGCCAAUAGCCAAGCAAGACCACCCCAGCUCCAGCCUGCUCCACAACUGUCCAUUGACCUGACAGAAGAAGUCGAGGUCGUGGGAGAAGACAAUGUGGAGAACAUCAGUCCAGGGGCUUCAGAACAACGUAGUCAGGCAUCUGGUGCUAAUCACAACAUCCGAGCAUCUUCAUUGCAUUCAGUGACCAGCUUCAUCAGUGGGCUACAGAGACUUCAUGGCAUGCUGGAAUUCCUGAGACCUGCCCCUUCAAACCACAGUGCAGGGCCGAUAAGAACAAGAAGGAGGAUAUCUGCUUCACGGAGGACAAGAGCCGGAGGAUCUCAGAGGACAGACAGUGCCAGGUUGAGAGCGCCAUUGGAUGCUUACUUUCAGGUGAGCAGGACCCAGCCUGACUUGCCAGCUACCACUUACAAUUCAGAGACUAGGAAUCCUGUGAAUGAAGACUUGGAGUUGUCUAGUAGUUCUGAUUCUGACAGUGACAGCUCUACAGAGCAUGGAGAGGUUGUUGACCAGACAGAGGAAUCUGGAGCUGUCGUUUCAGAAGCAGCGCAACUAGCAGGUGUCUCAGCAGAACAAGAAGUUACAUCUAUCAAUGGAGGUGAAACCCUCCCCAAACAGCCGUCUUCCCAGAAGUUCCCUCUGCCACCUUCUGCUUCUGUGGAUGAAGAAGAAGGGGACACUUGCACAAUAUGUCUGGAACAGUGGACCAAUGCUGGGGACCACCGGCUCUCAGCAUUACGCUGUGGGCAUCUCUUUGGGUAUAGGUGCAUUUCCACGUGGCUCAAAGGACAAGUAAGAAAAUGUCCCCAGUGCAACAAGAAAGCCAAGCACAGCGACAUUGUUGUUCUUUAUGCCCGAACCCUACGAGCUUUGGACACCAGUGAACAGGAACAUAUGAAAAGUUCCCUACUGAAGGAGCAGAUGCUAAGGAAGCAGGCCGAGUUAGAAUCAGCACAGUGCCGGCUCCAACUCCAGGUCCUCACUGAUGAGUGCACUAGGCUUCAAAGCCGUGUUCAGGACUUGCAAAGACUUAUGUCACAUCAAAAUCAGAACUUAAAGCAACCCAGGGGCUCCCAAGCAUGUGUCUUGAGUGGCUUACCCUCCAGCCAGGGCCAGCACAAAUACCACUUCCAAAAGACCUUCACAGUAUCUCAGACAGGAAACUGCCGGACCAUGGCAUAUUGUGAUGCCCUGAGCUGCCUGGUGAUAUCACAGCCUUCUCCUCAGGCCUCUUUUCUUCCAGGCUUUGGUGUUAAGAUGUUGAGUACUGCCAACAUGAAAAGCAGUCAGUACAUUCCGAUGCAUGGCAAACAGAUCCGUGGACUAGCUUUUAACAGUUGCUCCAGAGGCUUACUACUAUCUGCUUCCCUAGACAACACUAUUAAACUGACCAGCCUGGAGACAAACACCGUGGUCCAGACUUACAAUGCUGGACGUCCUGUCUGGAGCUGUUGCUGGUGUCUUGAUGAGAAUAACUACAUGUAUGCUGGACUGGCCAAUGGUUCAAUUCUAGUAUAUGACAUGCGAAACACAAGCAGUCAUGUCCAGGAGUUAGUAGCUCAGAAAGCCAGAUGUCCACUGGUCUCCCUGUCAUACAUGUCCAGAGCUGCCUCAGCUGCAUUUCCAUAUGGUGGGGUGCUGGCUGGAAACUUGGAGGAUGCUUCCUUCUGGGAACGGAAAACGGACUUUACUCAUUGGCCUCAUGUGCUGCCCUUGGAGCCAGGGGGCUGCAUAGACUUUCAGACAGAAAACAGCUCCCGGCACUGUCUUGUGACCUACAGGCCUGAUAAAAAUCAUACCACAAUAAGAAGUGUGCUGAUGGAAAUGUCCUACAGACUGGAUGACACUGGAAAUCUGGUCUGCUCCUGCCAGCCUGUACAUACAUUUUUUGGAGGACCCACUUGCAAACUGUUGACCAAAAAUGCCAUUUUCCAAAGCCCAGAGAAUGAUGGCAACAUCCUGGUCUGUACUGGGGAUGAAGCAGCAAAUUCUGCCCUGCUGUGGGAUGCUGCCAGUGGCUCAUUGCUCCAGGAACUGCAGACUGCUCAGCCUGUCUUGGACAUCUGCCCAUUUGAGGUGAACCAUAAUAGCUACUUGGCCACCUUAACAGAGAAGGUAGUCCACAUCUAUAAGUGGGAGUGACCAUGGUCUUGAAACCUUUCAGGCAUGCUGCUGGUUAGGUUUAAAUGUUGUUUGCUAGCACCAAGCAGCCCCAAGCAAGAUCGCUGUUUACUGUCUGCAGCCUAGAACAUUGGAGAGCAUGUUUUGUUCCAUUAGUAUGAUUCUAGGUCUCUGUGUCGCUGAGACACAACAGAUUGUGUAUCUGUUAUGUCCACUAAAAGAGUAAUUGAUGGGUACUUUAUCUACAUUAUCCAUUUCUUGGGUUUAAAGCCUUCAUUAACCAUUAUUGUUUGCUGGAAAUUCUUAUUUUCUAUGUGAUUUUCUGGACCUUGGAGAGUGUCCUCUCAUCAGUCAUCUAGGAUGUGUGUGGGCAUUAAGUGUUUAAGUGUUUUCUGGGGGAUAUGACACCCCACCUGAGUUGUUUUGUCACUUAGGUAUCCAUGAUCUAAGGACUAACCUUCAUCUUGAUACUGAUGUAAGAGUAUUAUUCAGUUGAACACAAGAGGGCACUGUAGAACCUUAUGUCUGGUUUAUUUCUGACCUUGAAGGCUGACAGUCUUUUAGUAAGUUGUCUUAUCCCCACAGAAGUAUGUGAUAGAGCACAUCUGGGUGUGCUUUGUGGCAACAACACUUGGUGGUUUUUUUGUUUUUUUUUUUUUUGAGAUGGAGUCUCGCUCUGUUGCCCAGGCUGAAAUGCGGUAAUGUCAUCUUGGCUCACUGCAACCUGCAACCUCUGCCUCCCGGGUUCUAGUGAUUUUCCUGCCUCAUCCUCUGGAGUAGCUGGGACUACAGGCACGCAUCGCCAUGCCCAGCUAAUUUUUGUAUUUUUAAUAGAGAUGGGGUUUCACCCCGUUGGCCAGGAUGGUCUCGAUCUCUUGACCUCGUGAUCUGCCAGCCUUGACCUCCCAAAGUGCUGGGAUUACAGGUGUGAGCCACCGUGCCUGGCAGGAACAAUGCUUGUGUUCUAGGUAUGCAAUGCUGGAACAUUGGCAGGCCUAGUGAUGGAAGCAGCUGGUGAACUAUUCCCUUUGCUAAUGACUUGUGCAUUAAGUUCCUAAUUCUCCUAAAUUGCUUUGUGAGAAGUAAGGAAAGAGGCCAGUUGUUUGAGCAGUGGGGAAUACUUUGCUUUUUCUAGCCAGCCUAGGAUCUCAGGAUUGGUUUUAUCCAAGCUAGUGCUUUGAAGAACACUCUCUCUUGCCUGGAAAAGAUGAGAGGGGUAUGUCAAAGCUUUUACUUGAGUCUCUCCUAGUGUCAGAGAUUAGGAGCAAUAACAUAAAAAGUUUACAAAAUUUAUUCAGACCUCUGUUGAAAACAUGAGAAGUUCCUGGAUGUCAGAUAAGCAAAUAAAAAUAAAAAAAGAAAACAUGAGAAAAACUUGUCCCAUUUUGAAAGAGUUCCUAUCUAAAUAAAGCCAAUUCCUCAGUCUGAGGGCUGUUUGUAAGUGUUUUUUAUACUUUCCAGGCAAAGCCUUCCCUAUAUGAAGCUGAUGUUUGAUUCCAAUUUCCUCUGAUUUGCCUCCCUAACCUCUUCUUAAAAUGUUGUUAAUAAAAUGGCUAUUCUCAGGAAUAGUGUUUGGGAAGCCUAUGCGAAUGGCAGGGAGGUACCCACCAACAUUCAUUCCAUACCUGGGUUGACCAACUUUGGGACUGUCACUUCUCUCCAAUAGAGGGCUGAGUUACAUUUUAUUUUUUUGCUUUGCUCAGACUGCUUCACCAAACCACUGUCCUCAACAGAAUAUGCUUAAAGAUGUGGGCAGGUCAGUGUCCGUAGUCUUAUUUUCUCAAAUGAUUGGUGAAGAGAUGUUACUGUUUUUAUUAUAAAACACUUCAGACCUGUCAGUUCAAGAGCUAUUUUUUUCUCCCCCUGCCCCCAAGACCUCUUUCUAAGAUCUUUUUCUCCAGCAAGGGGUUAUUGCAGUAGAUUUCCCCAGAGUUCCAAGUUCUAGUUGUGCCUUUUAAUGACCCUGUAGUAUUUUAGGACAUCAUUUUUUCCUUUUUUAAAUUUUUUGUAGAAAUGGAUGUUUUACUAUUUUGCCCAGGCUGGUCUUGAACUCCUGGCCUCAAGCAAUCCUCCUCUCUUGGCUUCCUAAAGUGCUGAGAUUAUAGGCAUGGGCCAAUGUACCCCGCCCUUACUUGAAGACGUCUUUUGUAAAAGCUAGCUUCUAGAACUCAAGAAAAGCUCUUUUCUCAGAAGAGAUAUUCCUUUUAUUAUGUUGAUGAUUAAGAGUGGCUGCCCAGGCCUGGAGUUGCAGUGGCAGAAUAGGAUUGGAGUUAAAAAGCAGAACUCAUCUGGCUUCAGCAGAUUGCCACCAAGAAGAUAUAGGCGGUCAAACGCUGGCUGGCUUCGUCUUUGGGCCUGGGCAGGAUUAGGAUUUGCCUUGCUUUGAAGUACACUUAACUGAUGCUGAUUGAUUGCCCUAAGAAUAGGAAGCAAGGGACUUAACUAUGAGAGACCUUAGGUGAAUCCUAAGUCUUGCCAGUCCUUGCAGUUGUACAUUAAAUUUGGGUGCUUUGGAAGCAAAUUCAUGUGACUGUGACUAAUUUCGCCAAAGGAAAAAAACUUUGUCCAGCCUGGCCAACAUGGUGAAAUUAAAAUUUUGUAAUAAAAUACAAAAAUUUUAUUUUUUUUAUUUUUGGCAUGCACCUGUAGUCCCAGCUACUUGGGAGGCUGAGGCAGGGGAAUCGCUUAAAACUGGGAGGCGGAGUUUGCAGUAUACUGAGAUUGUGCCACUGCACUCCAGCCUGGGCAAUAGAGCGAGGCUGGCUCUAUCUCAGAAAACAAAACCUUGUCCCCAUUCCCAAUCCCCGUUGCAGGACAUCACAUAGAUGGUAAUAGGGACAAGGAGAAUGGAUGCAGGCUUUAGUCUUCUGGGUUCCACCAGGCUCUCUGCCCCCACCACAUUCCUUUGCCAGUGUAUCUAUGGUUUUUUCCCCCCCACUUGAUGAUUUGGAGUUAAGCUCAAAAUAUCUUGUCAUAUCCUUGCCCCUGCUUUGAAAACAGGGCAGUGAGAACUCUGUUUGUACACUAUGUUUUAAUGUUUCUGUUUUAUGUUUUAAUGUAAAUGUGAAAAUAAAGACUUUGCCAUGUAUAA
Molecule: messenger RNA, 6462 nt
Organism: Callithrix jacchus (white-tufted-ear marmoset)
Lineage: Eukaryota; Metazoa; Chordata; Mammalia; Primates; Cebidae
Gene: RFWD3
Product: ring finger and WD repeat domain 3
Biological process (GO): interstrand cross-link repair; protein ubiquitination
Cellular component (GO): nucleus
Molecular function (GO): protein binding; ubiquitin-protein transferase activity
Source: RefSeq, a predicted model, not a curated record